CAAGAGAGAAAAAGAAAAAGACCCGCCUCUUAAGUUGACAGCACCCUUCCUGGAGCACAGUUAGACGCUGCAGAGCUGCCAUCGUACGCACUAUGAUGAAGUGUACCUUGAUAACAGCUUUAAUCAUCUGCAGCCUCAGCUGGAUCUCUGUCUCAGCUGCUGAUUCUCAGACUGUGGAGGUCCAGUCUGGUAAAGAAGUCUCUCUCACAUGCUCUGAGAAGUCCGACUCUCCAACAGUGUGGUUCAGAGUGGUCAACAGAACCAAGGCCAGCUGGAUCUCCACUAUGAUCACCUCUACCAGCGAUCCUUCAUACUGUGAUGGAUGUGAAAAUGGAGCAUUUGAAAUGAGUUCCAACACCUCCACUGCCUCUCUCAAAAUGAAGAAAGUGAAUGUAUCUGACUCUGGACUAUAUUUCUGUGUUGUUUUGACACAGAAAACAGUUUUCAGCACCACACAUUUAAAUGUUCCAGGCAGUGAUGAACCUCAUGAUGAUGUUGACAGAAAGCCUAAAAAGUCUGAUGAUGUAACAAAGCUGAUGAGUGUGAUCCUGGGCGGUCUGACUGCUGUUCUCCUAACAGUCAUCAUUGGUCUGGUUGUUACAAUCAGGAAACUUCAGAAAGCUUUCAGUGAAAAACAGAAUCCACCACAGCGUGAGAAUCCGGGCUCUGAUGAUCUGAACUACGCAGUAGUGAAUUUCUGUCAAAAAGGAAGAAGAAGAGAAGUGGAGCAGAAUGUUGUGUAUUCUUCUACUAGAUAGGAAGAUCAGGAAGCAACCUGAGGUGUUGUUCAGAGUAAAACUGAUGCUUUGACAUAUUAAUCUGCAGAUGUGCUUUUGUGUUGGUGGUGGACUUACCAUUACUGUGUCAAAAGAAAAAGAAAUGUGAAGGCCUAUUCCUAGUAAUGUGUUCUAUUCCUGUUCCUCUUUUGAAAGAUGUAAUCAGAGUACAUCAAUACAGAAAGUAGAUAUUUUGAAUAUUGACUUAAUACUGUGAGUGUCUAUACUGGUAUGAGGAAUAAAAAUACAAAGAUGCAGCAGCCAUCCAGCUUUAUGUUUCUUUUCAUGUACUGUACAUGUAACAAGUCUACUGUCUACUGUGGUAAGAAAACAGUGCUGUGGGUACCAGCCUAAAGAGAAGUCUCAGCCACAGGAGGACUGGCCUACAGCUGAGUUCUAUUUAUUUCAGCGUGUUACUUUUGUAAUGUAGCAUCAGCUGCAAAGCAAACUUUGUACAUACAUAGUUGGCUGCAGGCAAACCAUUCAACUUUGUGAAUUAGUGUGUUCAACUUGUUAACUUUGUUACUUAGGAGGGCUUUUGAACCAGUUUUGAGUUUGUGAAUAUAAGUCUGUAUCGUAGUGUACUUUAUAGUGUUAUUAGUUGGUUUUCUGGUACUCUUUUGUUCGGUCACUAUAGAGCUCUUCUAAGCAGUUUAAGUAGGAGUGAGGAGCCCUGUUUGUUUGGCAUUGUUAUGUGUUUUUUUUCUCUUGUUUAAUAUUUUAUGAGUCUAGGUGAGAAACUUGUCUUUUGUUUAAUGGGUUUUUUAUGUUAGGUAAGUUUGGGCCAAUAACUCGGGCCAGUAAC
Messenger RNA from Epinephelus fuscoguttatus (brown-marbled grouper), 1581 nucleotides. RefSeq lists its product as uncharacterized. The coding region runs from base 93 to 758 and encodes 221 amino acids. Lineage: Eukaryota; Metazoa; Chordata; Actinopteri; Perciformes; Serranidae. The transcript is spliced from 6 exons. The record is from RefSeq and is a predicted model, not a curated record. Gene Ontology annotation, biological process: response to bacterium.